GGAAGGGGAGGGAAGAAGAAAGGCAGGGCGGCGUGGCCUCGCGCUUUCAAUGCCCGGCCUCAGCAUUUGCUUUGACCGCCGACUGUUUAUAGCAGGCAACGCUGAUUCUAGGGUUCAUGGCUACGUCGGACCCCGGCAAAUUUCGCCGAUGUUUUCGUGCUCAUCUGCGCCCAAAGCAGCCAUGGCGCUGGCAAGUCGCGAGCUUGUUGCGCUGGUGUGAGUGUCGUGGAGGUCGUCUGCAAGAUUGGCACUGCCCUCGUCACAAUGGGAGACUCUUCUCUGAACGAAAUGAUGGAGGAAGUGCGUAAGGCCGUGGACGACACCAUGAUGCCUGUCCAGCGCUACAUCUACUUCACACUUCAGAGGUCAUUUUAUGAGUGCGGCCUUAACUGCUUCAACAACAAGAAGGCUUCGCAAAAUGAAAUUCAGGGUUGUCUGACGAAAUGUCAACAGCCCUUGCAAAGAGCGCAAAUGGUGGUCGACAACGAAUUGACGAGAUUUCAAGAACGUUUGGAACGCAGCUUCAUGGUUUGUCGCGACAAGGUGGAGUCAUACGAUGGGAUUGCUUCAGAUGACGAGACAAAAGUGAGGCAAAUGGAGAGUUGUAUGGAAGGAUCUCUGAGGGAGCAUAUGAAGGUCCUUCCUCGUCUAGCGAGCAAUAUCCAGACGCAAAUAGCGACGAGUAAAUGAAGGCAACCUAGGAGACGUUGGAAACUCUGUGCGGCUGCCGCUCGCUCGUUAUGGCAGAUUGUUCAGUCUGUGGACCUGGGUCCAAGUUCUUCUCAUGCGCACGAGCCUCAUUUCCUCCAGCGGUUGGAGACGAUAGUUGCAUCAUCCAUAGCAGGUUGAUGGUGUCCUUCUAUCGCCGACCGAGGAAUUGCCUUAGGUCGAGGCAGUUGCCCGCCAAUCGCACAUCCAAAUGUGAAGCAGUCAACUCUGGUGGAUUCGAACAGGUGUCUUGGAUAUUUGUCAUUGUAUUAACCCGUCUGUACGGUGUCCGAAUUCACUCUGCAGUCUAGAAAUCCCUUCGAUGGGUUCACCAACAGUCUAUGGUUGUGAGGGCACAAUCGAACUUGACUGUGUAAGGCAAAUGGCAAGAGGAGCCUUUAUUAGCGGGAAUACGCACCGCUGAGGUACAGCUCUCUCGAGAGCGAUUAACGACCUCUGGAUGUAUCAAAAGUCUACAUCAUUUGGAGAAACUACGCUUGUGUGUCCACGGGCACGAGCCUUCAAACAUUGUGUCCAAUUGUUGCUAAGCAUUAUGAGCUCAGUUGUGAAGGGUGGCCAGUAUAUUUAUGAAGCAUCUGAAGCGGAUGACGGAGUAUGUCAUGUUUGUCCAGCCUCGAGGAUCAACUGGUAUAUAUUUAAGGACUAACCGCAGUUGUAAGAAAGAGCAGGUUUUGUGUAGAAAUCUUUGAUUGCCGUUCUCUAUCAAAGUGAUCGUGAGCUUCCAACUAAGUCGAGGCACAGAGGCAGUCAACGUGGGUGUUUUCUUCAGUGAAGUGAUUAUUUGCUUCAAAGUAACUGAGGCUCAGAGAAAUUGUGUAGAGGAGGCUUCCUCUCUAUGGCGUUUUGUCUUUCUCAUCAUCAGAAGCCGUAUCCAUGUUGUAGUUUAGUCUUCCCCAGGAUCGUUACGAGCCACCGAUGUGGAGUGCUCUAUCGUGUUUAUUCAGUCCUCCCCGUAUUCAACACUGCGUUGAGAAACACUUGAUUCAGUACGGAGAAAUGUCCAGGAAUGGUCUCGCCCUCUCAACAGCAUGGAAGUCGUAUGGAU
Marchantia polymorpha subsp. ruderalis is the source of this 1774-nucleotide messenger RNA. The record is from the annotation of a GenBank genome assembly. NCBI's taxonomy places the organism in Eukaryota, Viridiplantae, Streptophyta, Marchantiopsida, Marchantiales, Marchantiaceae.